Messenger RNA from Lytechinus variegatus (green sea urchin), 1397 nucleotides. RefSeq names its product neo-calmodulin-like. The record is from RefSeq and is a predicted model, not a curated record. NCBI's taxonomy places the organism in Eukaryota, Metazoa, Echinodermata, Echinoidea, Temnopleuroida, Toxopneustidae. The transcript is spliced from 6 exons. Bases 337 to 840 code for a protein of 167 amino acids. Gene Ontology annotation, molecular function: enzyme regulator activity; calcium ion binding.
GCCGCUGCCGCUGGGAACCAAGCCCGAUAUAUACAUGAUAUAUUGGGCAGAAUGACUGAUUGAAAUGGUCUAUUCCAGUCCCGCGCUAAUAAACCAUUUUUGGGUCAUGCUUCAUCUGCAAUGAUAUUUGAACUAACUGAAGCGUGAUUAAAUAAUAUCAAAACAACUUCAAUUCCGAUGAAAAUGGGAAUUAAGCGAACAGUGCAGUGAGAAUUCGUAAACAAAAACAGUUAUUGUGGCAGAAUCCUGAAGAAUACUUUGGAGUUUGAAGGAGAUAACAAGCAUUUUUUUUUGUGGAGAAAGUGAUAUCAUUGGUGCAUUUAAGAAUUAGAGAAAAUGGCGGAACAGGCAGGAGCAAAUCUACCGAAGGAGCAAUUACAAGUCUUGAAGGAAGCGUUUGCCGUGUUCGAUAAGGAUGGCGAUGGUAUCAUCACGGGCAAGGAGUUGGGUAAUGUGAUGAGAUCACUGGGAGAGAACCCCACGGAGAAAGAGGUCCAGGAGAUCGUCAACGAGCUCGAUGUCAAUGGAAACGGUGACAUCGAUUUCUCUGAAUUCGUGGGAGUGAUGUCGAAGAAGAUGAAUGACAUGGACAACGCAGAGGACAUCAGAGAAGCUUUCAGAGUGUUCGACAAGGGAAAUCUGGGAUAUAUCGAAAAUUCUGAUCUUCAUCGCGUCCUGAUUGCCCUUGAUAUCAACAAAGGCGAGGUCGACGAACUCAUCAAGGAUGCCGACAUCGAUGGCGAUGGACGAAUUGAAUACGAAGAAUUUGUUCAGAUGAUGAAUCUUGGCAACGAGGACAAGGGCGGUGGCGUUGCGACCCUUGUCAAUGCAGUUCUCUGAUAUCUUCCACUGAAGAUGCUUCUUCAUUUUCUUCCAAAAGCAAUAGGGCGUUUUAUCAAAACUUUAUUCAUUAUGCUGUUUUUAAAAAGUUUUGAGGUUGGAAUUGCUAUGAAAGACCUUGGCCCUGUCUUACAAAGAGUUACGAUUGAUCCGAUCAAAUACAAAUUUGGACGGCCAGAAACCUCAACACAUACUAUGCAUGUUAGUUCAAAAUAUUUUCUAACUAUAUGAUGUAUAUUCAUGUAUUCAUUGUUUUCUUGAAAAUUCACUGUGCUUCUUUUUGUUUACAUAGGACAUUGUACAAAUUUCAUGUAGAAUAAAUUAUUACGACACUGAUGGAUUUCCAUAGAGUUACGAUUGAUUGGAUCAAUUGUAACUCUUUGUAAGACGGGGCACUGGUAGUGUGUUUCAGAAAGCAGUUGUUGAAUUACGAAUUACUUAUGCUAGAUUAUAUAAUUCUAUAUAUGUAUGUCGCCGACUUAGCAAGGAAGAACAUUAUGUUCCAGCCAUGCGUAAAGUUACUUGUGUAACGGCUCUAUGAGGCAAACACCAGGGGC